This is a messenger RNA of Triticum aestivum (bread wheat), 6782 nucleotides long. RefSeq lists its product as uncharacterized. The coding region runs from base 77 to 5974 and encodes 1965 amino acids. The record is from RefSeq and is a predicted model, not a curated record. Gene Ontology annotation, cellular component: endoplasmic reticulum tubular network. Gene Ontology annotation, biological process: endoplasmic reticulum tubular network organization. The transcript has 6 exons. NCBI's taxonomy places the organism in Eukaryota, Viridiplantae, Streptophyta, Magnoliopsida, Poales, Poaceae.
CGUAGUGCAGCGGUGGUGGUGGGCGACGACGUCUCUGAUUGGUCAGAAGCCAAAAUUCCAUUCCAGAUUCCCACCCAUGGCCGCCGCCGCCGGCGACGACGCGCCCGCGGGGCUCUUCUCCGGCGUCUGGUCCCGCCUCCACGCCGCGGCCUCCGUCUGGCGCCGCCGGGGCCAGGCCUCCCGCGACGGCGAGGGGGAGGAGGAGGAGGAGGAGGAGUCCACCGUGCGGUCGCGCCUGGCGAGGCGGGCCGCGGCGGCGCGGCGGGUCGGACGGAAGCUCGCCUUCGUCUCCUUCAACCUCGAGGUGCUGGUAUUCGUUUACGCGUUCUGGAGGGCGAGGAGGCGGAGUCUGACCUGGAGGCAGCCCAUCCAGGUGCUGCCCGUGCUCGCGGUCCCUGCUCUCGCCACGCUCAUCUACGCCGCCUUCGUCCGCUUCACCAGAAUGCUUGACCUCAAGGACAAUAGAACGCUUGAAAGACUUCAAGAGGACAAGCAUCAAGCUGAUGGUGAACCAAGGGAGUCAGUUGACCUCAAGGACAAGGAAACGCUUGAAAGACUUCAAGAGGACAAGCAGCGAACUGAGUGUGAACCAAGGGAGUUUGACCGGAACAACCAAAACAAUGUCCAGAGCUGUGAUGAUGUGGACGAUGCUAGUAAUUCUCUGGUUGGAACUGAUUCAGCGGCACAAACUGCUAAGCUUAUGAAACAUCGCCAGUCGAGCAUUAAGCAUAGAGAUGAUGGUGGAGCAGAUAUGGCUUGGGGUCAUAGCAAGGACUUCCAGCCAGCACCCUCGGGUGGACUAAGGAUGAGAAGACUGUCAAGUUCAAAAACAUACAUGACCAGCAGCAGUUUUGUAGAAAGAAGUGUGGAAAAGACUCAGGAAACGCCAUCUGUCUCUGCACAUUUAGAUCAGCAUGUCCAUGUCCCUAUUUCCACUGAAGAUACUAUUCCGUAUCCUUUCGAUGAUUGCCGCAGCAUGCAUGCUCAACCUGCAGAUACCCCUCAAGAAUUGUCUGAAGGAGAUGGUGACGAAGAAGGGUUUGAUGGAAUAUGGGACAUUGUGGAAACUCGUUCCAAUUCCAGCAAGGAGAAUCCCAUAUCUCCAGUUGGUUCUCAUAAUAAUUUUUAUGACGGAGACGAUUCACGCUCCCCUGCAUCUUCACCAGACGACUUUGUUGCUCAUAAUAGCUUAAAUGACUUCAGCCCUGACUUGUCUGGUCUGGUACUACCUGCAUCAGAAACCUUGAAAAUGUUGCCUCCAGAAAGUGUCAGGGAGGAAGCAUUGCUUGAUCCGCACAAGUCAGAAGUGUUGCAUAUGUAUUCUUUGAGUCCAAAGGAGAGCCCUAGUCCGUAUGCAGUCAAUGAUAAGAAGUUGCCAAUCAGUCCUGACAUGGGGACCUAUUCAGAGUUGCUUGGUGAGGGAGUCGAGGAGACAGAAUCGUCCAUGUUCCGUAUACCAGAGGAAAGUAUGCCGCCCUUCAUCUCAGAGGAGGUUUUACUGUGCCCACCUGCAGCCAGUAAUAUCGAACAUUGCUUGGGGACUCCAGAGUUCUCUUUGUGCGGUCAAGAGACUGAAAGAGUUGAAGUUGUUGGAAGUGCCAGCUUUACUAAUGACAGUCCUGAGUUAAUCUUCUUAUCCUCUCCAGAGUUAGUUGUGGAGAGUGCUGAGGAUGCCAUUGAGAAAGAAUUAUGUGAAUUAAACACAAAGGAGGAGAAUGCUAUUCUCAUCAGUAUGGAGGAGGAACCUUUGCAAGAUCCACUCAUAGUCAGUACUAAUACUAGUGAACAAUGCUUGGAAACUUCAGAUGCCUCUUUAUGCAUUCAAGAUGGCAAUGCGAGGGAAGUUACUGGAAUUAUAAACUUUGUUACAGCCAAUCCUGAAUUAAUGCACUCAGCAUCUCCAGAGUUACUUGCAGAAGGUGACGAUGACUUAAAGGAGGAUAAAGCAUCUGACUUGCACUUAUUGGAGCAGAACGGCCUACCUUUAAACAUCGAAAAGCAACCUAUUCUGGAUUCACUUGUAGCUGAUACGGCCGAGGACGUUGAGAUAACAGAAGUUCGUGAUGUUGUCAAGGAAGGUUUGUUUGAAUCAGAAGGCGAGGAAACAUUUAGUCAUCGGAUGCUUGUUGCAGCUUCUUCAAAUGGUGAUAGUAACACUGAAAUUUUGAUAACUGACUCAAUUGGUGUUCAAUUUAUUCCAAACGGCGACAUAAAUGAUGCCCUUGAAGGUGGCCAGGAAGCAUUUUCUGAGCCACUAUACCAUGGCACUCACCAUUCUGAAGGAAUGUUCUUAUCUUCAGGGGACAUCAAUAAUGACGAAGUCUAUUCUUUGACUCCAAUGGAGAGCCCUACUUCGUAUGCAGUCAAUGACAAGGAACUACCGAUCAUUCCUGAUGUGGAGAUCUAUCCAGAGUUCUCUGUAUGCGGUCAAGAGACUGAGAAAAUGGAAGUUGCUGGAAGUGUCAGCUUUAUGAAUGUCAGUCCUGAGUUGAGCUUCUCAUCUUCUCCGGAGUUAGUUGUGGAGGGUGCUGAGGAUACCAUCGAGAAAGAAUUAUGUGAAUCAAACAGAAGGGAGGACAGCGGUAUAUUCAUCAAUAUGGAGGAGGAAGCUUUGCAAGACCCACUUACAGUCAGUGCCAGUACUGUCGAACAAUGCUUGGAAACUUCAGAUGUCUCUUUAAGCAUUCAAGAUGCCAAUCCUAAAUUGAUGUACCCACCAUCUCCAGAGGUACUUGGAGAAUAUAAUGAAGAAUUCAAGGAGGAUCAAACGUCUGACUCGCACAUACUGGAGCAGAAUGGCCUACCUUUUAAUUUUGAAAAGGAACCUAUUCUGGAUUCACCUGUAGCUGAUACUGCCGAGGACGUCGAGAUAACAGGGGUUCAUUAUGUUGUCAAGGAAGGUUUUUCUGAGUCAGAAGGCGAGGAAGCAUUUAACUAUCAAAAGCUUGCUGUCACAGAUUCGGAGGAUGAUAGUGACACUCAAAAUUUGAUUAUUGAUUCAAUGCCAGUGAAAUUCAUUCCAAACAGCGACCUAAAUGAAGUUCUUGAAGGUGGCCAGGAAGCAUUUUCUCAGCCACUACGCCAAAGCACUCGCCAUUCUGAAGGAAUGUUCUUAUCUUCAGCGGAGAUCAAUAAUGAUGAAGUCUAUUCAAGCAACUCAAAUUCAUAUGCUAAUGUGGUGGAAGAUGCUGCACCCUCUGAAGGACUUUCUAAGUUUGAAGAUGAAAUGUCUAUUGCUUCUUUAGAUACUCCCAUCUGCCUGGAUGAGGUUAAAAGUGCAGCUAUUGUUGACAUUGAUAUAGUCAGUCCUAAACUGAGCCUUCAACCAGAGCUGCAUGAUGUGGGAGUUGAGGAGAAUGAAUUGUCCAAGUUCCAUGUACCAGAGGAAAUCAGAACACCCUUCAAUUUGGAGGAGCAAGUUUUGCUAUCCCCAGUUGCGGUCAAUAAUACUGAAUACUGCAGGGAGACUCAGGAGUUCUCUUUGUACAAUCAAGAGAGUGAGGAAAGGGAAGUUGUUCAAAGUGUCAGCUAUAUUAAGGUCAGUCCUGAGUCGAGCCUCUUAUCCUCUCCAGAGUUUGUUGGGGAGGGUGGUGAGGAUGCUAGGGAGAAAGAAACACGCGAAUUAAACACAAAUGAGGAGAAUGAGACACUCAUCAAUUUGGAGGAGGAACCUUUGCAAGCUGCGCCUGUGGUCAGUACUACUGAUCAGUGCUUGGAAACAUCAGAGUUUUCUUUAUCUAGUGAAGUUCCCAAGACAACGGAUGUUCCGGAUAUUGUUAGCUUUGUUACAACCAGUCCUGAAUUAAACUACUCUGCAUCUUCAGAGUUACUUUCAGAGGGGGACAGGGACUUACACGAGGAUGAAACGUCCGACUUGCACUUACAUGAGCAGAAGGCCCUAGCUUUUAAUUUGGAGGAGCCUUUUCUGGAUCCACUUGUAGUUGAUACUGCUGAAGAUGCGUUAGUUACAUCAGAACUUUUGAUACGUAGUGAAGAGGUUAAGAUGACAGAAGUUCAUGGAGUUGUCGAGGAAGUUUUCUCUGAAUCAGAAGACGAGGCAGCGUUUGAUCAUCGAAACCUUUUUCUUGCCUCUCCAGCUGAUGAUAGUUCCGCCCAAAAUUUGACAAGUAAUUCAACAUCUGCCCAGGUAAUUCCAGACACGAGUGUAAAGGAAGCUUCUCAAGCUGGUCAGCCAGCAUUGCUUGAGUCACCACACGAAAGCACUUGUCAUUCUGAAGGAGCAUUCUUAUCUUCAGGUGAGGUCAAUCAUGAUGAAGUGAAAGUCGAAGCACCAUUUGCUGGUCAGGAAGGACUUCCUAAGUCUGAAGAUGAAAUAGCUUUGACUUCUCUAGAGACUUCCAUCUUGCUCGAUGAGGUUACAACUGCAGAAAAUUUGACGGCCAACUCUGGACCUUCUCAGUCUAUCCCAGACAGCAACGGUUUUCAAUCUCUUCACAACCAGGAACAAGCUCCAUCUGAAACACUACAGGACGUUAAUUUUCUUAUCGAGGGAAGUCACACAUCCUCAGAUGAGGGCAUAAACUCUGAAAUAUUUUCGCUCUAUUCCAGGUCAUCUUCAUGUGUUUCAGAGAUCAACAUGCUGGAAUCUCUCAGAAGUGGAACAUCUUCUGAACCAGAAAAUGAUCGUGGUUUAAGCUUUGAUGAGAGGAACCGUGUGAUAUUUCACAACCUGCACAGUACAGAAAAUUACACAAACAAUCCAGCGACUGCUGAAUCUAUCCUGGAGACCAACAUGAUUGAAACUCUUAAUAUUGCUGAUGAAACAACUGCUGGUUCACCGCACGAAGUUUCUUCAAACUUUCUGGACUCUUUUGUAGCUCCAGAUGUAAUCAAUGGCAUGACACAAUCAGAUCAACACUUGGACUUAUCAUCCUCUUCAUUUGCUCCAGUGGUUGAUGCAUUUGAAACAUUGCAAAGUGGUCAGGUUUUUUCUGAGCCUCAACUUGAAAAUGAUGUUACGUUUGAGCAGACCCAAAUGUCCCCUAAGGAGGUUGACGAUGCUGAAAACUAUUUCACCAAUACAAUUGAUGAUCCUCAAGAUAGUGAGAGAACAUCAACUGUAGCUUUGGAAGAUGAAGAUGAUUUAACUCUUCAUAAGGCUUACAUGUCUCCUGAAGAUAUCAGCGAAGUCAAAAAUUCUUUGGCUGAUGAUUAUGCUUCAGAUCUUCCUCACAUGCCAGAGAACCACUGCUUCAGCGAAAAAGUAUCACCUGACUCUCAGGACCCCUUAAGUUCUGAGGAGAUUUUGGUUCAUCCAGAGGGUUUGAAAACUGAAAAUGAUUUAGACGGUGUAAAGUCAUCCUUGUAUUCUACAGAGGCCAACUUGGCUGAACCUUGUGGCAUUGCUCACGAAGGAACUCAGCAACAAGAUGAAACCAUGUUGGGUUUUGAGGAAGCCAAUUCUGAAGAUCACUGUGACAAUUCAGGGUCCCUAGAUAUUCCAGAUGUCACUGUGGCGGAGAGUCUUCAAGCCGCAGAGAGAUCGUCAUCUGAGAUACUUUACGAUGGCAUGUUCAGUUUCGAGGGGACGUUAAUAUCUCUAGAUGGUGAUGACAAUGCUGAGGAUUUUCCUAACAAUUCAGGUUCUGCUAUGCAUACUGCACAGACCGAUACAACAAGUCUCCCUGGUCUUCAAGAAGGGUCUUUCAAGCCAGAAGAUGAAAAUGCAGUUAAUUCUAUCUCCCCGUACGAGGUUGAUACUGAAGAAUCAAGUAGCUCAAAUCGUGGUAAUUCCAGCUCCGCUUCAUCUCGUAAUGGCAUCAGCUUCAUGGAGGCUCCCCAGCCCCAGGAACUGCCUAUAGACGCUGGAAGGAAAAAAGUUUUCCUCAAGGAUAAGGAACCAAAAGACGGUGAAUCUGAGGACAUGAAAGAGGCUGCCAAAGAUUUGGACGACGACCAUGAGGUGAGUAGCACUCCCUCAGAUGCUGCUUUGAACUUGUAUCUUCUUUGUUGAGAGGAAACCAGUAGUUACAAUCAGUCAUAGCACUGGGAGCAGUAAUGUAUCUGAGCUAGCUGAUUUGCAGUACACCGAGUCGGUUGAUGGUGAUACUGAAACUCUUAGUGCUCCUCUACCUUCAUCUGCUGCAACAGAUAUUUGAAGCAGGUUAAAUGAUAAAGCUGCACGUGUUUCAGUAGAAUGGUCAACUGCUGAAUAACCUCACAAGAGCAUCUAACAGCUUGCAACUGGAGCUGGUUCUGUUGUGCUUUUUGUAAAGCUUCUAAUACUGGAGAAGUGCAGAUUGGAGAUUGUUCUUGUUAGUUUUGUGUGCUCAGAGGACGACGGAAAGAAGUCCAAUACAUGGAGUUUUUGUACAAAGUAAUACGGGAGUUCUCAAAAUCAUCAUCUUGAGGUGAAAAAUCGGAAUCGCCUCUGAUAGAGUUGCUUGCGCUUGGAGUGGAAAUGCCCUAGUUCUUGCCUUUUGCCAUCAAGAAUCUAGGAUUUGAUGAAAGACAAGGCUAUCUUUCAUUGUUUUGUCUCUCUUUGUUUUUUAGUUUGGGUUGAAGUUGUAUAGUUCUGUAUAUCUGGGUAAAUAUACUGCCAGCAGUAGCCCAUGUAUAAUAUGUCAUAGUGUGAUAUUCUUUAGGCAGUGGUACUUUGCAUGAGUGCCUCAUUUGGUGCCUUUUUUUUGUAUGAGUUGAAGGGUAUUAAAGCAUUGCAAUUUUACAACAGAAGUUUCUGUUUUGAUUUUGGUAAUGAGUAAAAGCGAGAGAUUCUUCCUGUGCACUUCAAGUUGGUACAUCUAAUAUAUUACUUCUAGCAA